Messenger RNA from Pseudogymnoascus verrucosus, 518 nucleotides. It is a transcript of the gene SMD1, whose product is annotated as mRNA splicing protein smd1. Gene Ontology annotation, molecular function: RNA binding. The transcript is spliced from 3 exons. Gene Ontology annotation, cellular component: pICln-Sm protein complex; U4 snRNP; catalytic step 2 spliceosome. The coding region runs from base 114 to 518 and encodes 134 amino acids. Lineage: Eukaryota; Fungi; Ascomycota; Leotiomycetes; Thelebolales; Thelebolaceae. Gene Ontology annotation, biological process: RNA processing; spliceosomal snRNP assembly. The record is from RefSeq and is a predicted model, not a curated record.
CAAUCCAGGCGGCGGCACGACAUACAAAUUGCACGCGCCUCUUUCUCUCAGACCCACACAACCACGACUCACCAUCUCGAUAGCUCUGUCACGACCGACAGACCACUGUCAAGAUGAAGCUCGUUAGAUUCCUCAUGAAGUGCGCGAACGAGACGGUGACGAUUGAGCUUAAGAAUGGCACCAUCAUCCACGGAACCAUCACAUCCGUCUCCCCACAAAUGAACACCGCCCUCCGCACCGUGAAGAUGACCGCGCGCGGCCGCGAUCCCGUCGCCCUCGACACCAUCAACCUCCGCGGCAGCACGAUCCGGUACUACAUCCUCCCCGACUCUCUGCCGCUGGACACGCUACUCAUCGACGACGCUCCGAAGCCGAAGAACAAGGCACGCAAGGAGGUGGCUGAUAAGGGGGGUGCGAGGGGUGGGCGCGGAGGACCGAGGGGAGGGAGGGGUGGGGGACGGGGUGGGGGUUUCAGGGGGGGCGGUGGAAGGGGGGGAGGAAGGGGGAGGGGGUUCUAA